GAUAGCCGAGAAUUCCGAGUGUCCCUGAAUGCAGCGCGGUGCUCUCGCCAUCCAGCGCGUCGCAGUGACGUCUCACUCGGAUGCCGUUACAUCCCCAAAUAUCAUCACACCACACAAUCUUUUUUUCCGCCUCUGUCAUUCUCUCGUGUGUGUUGGUUUUUUUUGUAGUGAAAGCUGGGGGUCUGCGGCGGGAACAUGCAGCGGAACGCCGUGGUCGUGGUGGCGGACAAAACGAGCCUAAAGAGGCCGUUUAUAUUCGCCUGUGCUGUUAAUGUGGCUUUGUGCUUCUUCAUGUUAACCAUGACAGCGGCCGGCCAUCGGGACCUCCUGCAAGCAGGCCAGCUGGUGUCCAACGUGUCGGUGGUGAUUUUGUACGUCCUGGAGAUCGCCUGUCUGCUGCUGUCGCUGCUCGGCGUGUUUGGCGCCUGGAGGGGGAAGAGAUGGUGUUUAAUUCUGUUUGCAGCCGGGAUGGCAGCAGCCAGCCAAACCAUCAUCGUGAAAACAGCACUGAGUUAUCAGGACAUUUAUGAGACAGGUGUGGUACGAGAGGAGGCAAAGUUGCUGUCCAUGAUGCCUCUGAGCUCUGCCAGCAAAACUAACAGGACCUUACUUCACAGUAUUCAAGCACAUUUUAAGUGCUGUGGACUCAUAGAAGGCUACAAAGACUGGGGCAGCUCCAUUCCUGCUUCCUGUCAUUGUCAGUCACCGGGUCGAUGCAUACGACUGCGAGGCAGCGCCACCCUGGGGGCUCCAAAGAACCAAUAUGUUUAUCAGGAGGCAUGCCUACAUAUAUACGUCUCCGCACUCAAGCGAGGAUUUUCCUUGGCGAUGGGCAUCAAAUUUGGAAGCGGCAUAUUUUGGGCUGUUUUACUGGUGAUGAGCCUGAAGCUGAUGGUGCAGAUGAAACGCAAGCAGGAGUUCAUGGCCUUGCUCCAGUCCAAUAGAUACGUCCCCGGUGCCUUCUAGUGGUCACCUCAACACAUCGCUUCUUUGAAUUUGCACAUAAACAAAACACAAUAUGCUGUAAGAAUAACCAUAAUAACCUAGCUAGCUGCUAGUUAGCCUCAUGCUAUUUGAAUAUGUACUUUCCAAGACAUGCAUGUAACCCGAAAUGAGCGGCUUAAUGCACAUUCACGCACACACCUACAUGAACCAGAAGCGGAUUUCCAGCAUUAGAGUGAACUUAUAUAAUGUAACCGACUUCUUAUGUAUCGAUGUAACGCUUAUUUAUACCUACAACAACACAGGUGUCAAAGGCCACUGACUACGAAUGUUCCCGUAAAAGCACAUGUACUCGCUUUCUAUACUUCGGUCUUAACAUUUGAAAUCAUGUCUGCACUUAAUCAAUAUUGUAUAUUGUUCAUGCCGUUUGUUUUUGUCAUACACAUUUUUUUAAAGUAUGUCAACAUAUAUAAUGUACUAAAUAAUGUAAUUUAAAAAUGAUUGUAAAUAGCUAAAAUAAAC
Molecule: messenger RNA, 1464 nt
Organism: Doryrhamphus excisus (bluestripe pipefish)
Lineage: Eukaryota; Metazoa; Chordata; Actinopteri; Syngnathiformes; Syngnathidae
Product: tetraspanin-8-like
Cellular component (GO): membrane
Source: RefSeq, a predicted model, not a curated record